Messenger RNA from Kluyveromyces lactis, 1134 nucleotides. RefSeq lists its product as uncharacterized. Gene Ontology annotation, biological process: phosphoenolpyruvate transmembrane import into Golgi lumen. The transcript has a single exon. Gene Ontology annotation, molecular function: antiporter activity; phosphoenolpyruvate transmembrane transporter activity. The record is from RefSeq and is a predicted model, not a curated record. Gene Ontology annotation, cellular component: endoplasmic reticulum; Golgi apparatus. NCBI's taxonomy places the organism in Eukaryota, Fungi, Ascomycota, Saccharomycetes, Saccharomycetales, Saccharomycetaceae. The coding region runs from base 1 to 1134 and encodes 377 amino acids.
AUGGGUAUAAUGACUACGAGGAAAGGGCCAAUGCAACGGUUCAAUGUUGAAUCUACUUUGGUCGUACCAAUCGUCUGCUUAUGUUGGUAUAGUAUAUCUUCAUUUGGUUCUCAAGUUACCAAAAGAAUAUUGACGGAAUGUCCGAUGCCAUUAUUCUUGGGAGAAUUUCAAUUCAUUUUCAUUGGGUUGUCUGCUUUCAUCACUUGUUUUGUUGGUUACUAUGUCCCUCCCAUUAGGAGACUGUUCCCUGAAGGAAUCUUUCCCAACUAUUCGGAUACUGGUACAAAGAUUAUUCUGCGACCAUCGAAAGAUGUAUUAUACACUGUAUUUCCUUUGGGCCUGUUCCAAUUCAUAGGGAAGUAUUAUGGGCAUCGUGCUACGUCUUUGGUUCCCGUGUCUACUGUAGCAAGUGUGAAAACUUUAUCGCCCAUCUUCAUCAUUCUGGCACAAAAACUACUAAAGCGGAACGAAUUGAAGCUAAACAAAGCAAUAUAUUUGAGUUUGAUGUGUGUCAUGUUGGGGGUGUGGGUUAUUGUUUAUACCGAUACCAAGAAUCUGGCUCCGAAAAUUAAUAGUGCCGAAUCCGAUGAUAAUACGGGUAGUUCAAGUUAUUAUGGUAUUUUAUUUGCAAUCUUAUCAAUGUUGAUUUUUGUUGGCCAAAAUAUGUAUGCCAAGAAUAUUUUCACUUAUAGGACGAACGAAUUGCCAACUACGAAUAAAUACGAUGCCACUUGGCAAAAGACUUCACCAAAAAAAUACGAUAAAUUGACACUCAUGAUGUACAUUUCCACUGUUGGGUUUUUGUUGUCUAUAGGUUGGUUUGUCACUUUAGAACUACCAACGCUGUGCAGUAAUUUCUUCAACGAACCUCACGACAUUGAAAUCCCUUGGAGACUUAUUAUGCUUAAUGGUGUUCUGCAUUUUUUGCAAAGUAUGAUAACGUUUUAUCUAAUCGGUGAGAUUUCAACUUUAUCAUACUCGAUUGCAAAUAUUAUGAAAAGAAUUGCUAUCAUAUCCUUCAGUUGGAUGUAUACCUCACAUCAUAUCACGUCCGUGCAAUUAUUGGGUAUGGUACUUAAUGUUACCGGUCUUUUCUUUUAUAAACGACUAAUGAAAUUUAAAAAUACCGAAUAA